AUGGAUGAGAACACGGCCAUUUCGGGCGGCGUUGCUGACGAUGUCCAAGUGACAUCUGGUCAGGAUGCUCCGGGUGAUGUGGUCAAUGCCUCUGAGAAUACCCCGGGGACUGAUAAUCCGCUAGAUGCCCCCGCGUCACCUAAGCCUGGGAACACCGGAGAGGAAGACGAGGAGAUGGGCGGCACAGAGAACGAGACGAAGAAGGAAAGCGAAGGUAGCGAGGAAUUGGCGGAUGUUGCUGCACAGUCGGGCGCUGAAGGUGCUUCUGAGGAGCAGUCUGCGCAGACCAAGUCAUCGCUCGAAGCUUCAGCACGCUCGCACCUCGUUUCCCAAACACACGCCAUUAUCCUCCCUAGUUAUUCGACAUGGUUCGAUAUGCACACUAUCCAUCCCAUUGAGAAGAAGGCUUUGGCAGAGUUCUUCAACGGACGGAACCGCAGCAAGACACCCGCUGUCUACAAGGAUUAUAGAGAUUUCAUGAUCAACACCUACCGACUGAACCCAAUCGAGUACCUUACUGUCACGGCUUGCCGCCGUAACCUUGCUGGAGAUGUGUGCGCUAUCAUGCGCGUUCAUUCUUUCCUCGAACAGUGGGGUUUGAUCAACUACCAGGUGGACCCCCAAACGCGGCCUUCGAACAUCGGACCCCCCUUUACCGGCCACUUCAGAGUUGUCGCCGACACGCCGCGAGGCCUCCAGCCGUUCCAGCCUGGUCCGAACCAUUUCGUCAAGCCAGGCAAGCCUCUGCCAGCCACGGAGCGCGCCGCUUCCGCAACACCCGCAACCAAGGCUGAGUUGAAUCUCGAGAUCCGUCGCAAUAUUUACGAUGACAAGGGCAAGGAAGUGACACCAGCUGGUGAGGAUAAAGAAAAGCAGGCCAACGGCGAACCGGGUGCCAAUGGCACCGGAGACUCUUCGAAGGCUCUGGAAACUGCGUCGCAAGAACCUCGGAAGAAGUUCCAAUGUUUCUCCUGUGGUAUUGACUGCACCCGUCUUCGUUUCCACUAUGCGAAGUCGACUCCGGCCACUGGUGGUGCCAAUGCUCCAGACUCCAAGUACGACCUUUGCCCCAACUGCUUCUUACAGGGUAGGUUGCCAUCCACCCACAACGCUUCAGACUUCGUCAAGCUUGAAGACACUUCAUACUCGCGGGUUCCUGAUCGGGAUGCUCCUUGGUCCGACUCUGAGCUCGUGCUCCUUCUGGAGGGUCUCGAAAACUUCGAUGACAACUGGGAGCAAAUUGCCUCUCACGUCGGUACAAGAACAAGAGAAGAGUGUGUGAUGAAGUUCCUUCAACUUGAAAUUGAAGACCAAUAUGUCGAGGAAGGCCCUGAAGUUCGGGCCGGCCCCGGACGUGAGCCCAUCAGCCACGUCGAGAACCCAGUUUUGUCUGUGGUGGCUUUCCUAGCUCAAAUGGCUGAGCCGUCAGUCGCUGCCGCUGCCGCUGGUAGAUCUGUAGAUGAGAUCCGAAAGGAGCUCAAAAAGCAGCUCGAUAAGGCCCCCACUGCAGAAAAAUCCCAGGACAAGGGCAAGGAGAAGGAAGGCGCCGCUGUGAAGAGCGAGGAUUCCAUGGACGUCGACACUGCUCGCGAAGAGCAAUCGACAGAAGUAUCCGAGAAGCAGCCCAAGGCUUCACUCUCCACCGUUGCCCUCGGCGCUGCUGCGGCGCGCGCCGGAGCUCUUGCAUCCCACGAAGAACGCGAAAUGACCCGCCUAGUAUCCGCCGCGGUUAACGUCAGUCUGCAAAAAUUUGAAAUCAAGCUCCAGCAAUUCAACGAGAUGGAAGAAAUCAUUGAGGCCGAGCGCCGAGAACUCGAGCUCGCGCGCCAGCAGCUUUUCCUAGACCGCCUAGCCUUCAAGACGCGUGUGAAGGAGGUCCAAGAUACCCUCCAGAACGUUAGCCUGAAUGGUGCCAACGGAGGGCCUGCUCCGGAUGCUGCGACAGCCGGAAUCAACAACCGGUAUAACUUCCAACCUGGUGGCAAUGCCGCUGGAGCCCCGCAGCCUUUGAGCGCCACAGGAAGCACAGAUUUCAAGACUCUAGAUCUGUGA
Messenger RNA from Aspergillus puulaauensis, 2052 nucleotides. RefSeq names its product putative RSC complex subunit (RSC8) (gene rscE). Gene Ontology annotation, molecular function: histone binding; DNA binding. Gene Ontology annotation, biological process: positive regulation of DNA-templated transcription. NCBI's taxonomy places the organism in Eukaryota, Fungi, Ascomycota, Eurotiomycetes, Eurotiales, Aspergillaceae. Gene Ontology annotation, cellular component: SWI/SNF complex. The record is from RefSeq and is a predicted model, not a curated record. The transcript is spliced from 3 exons. The coding region runs from base 1 to 2052 and encodes 683 amino acids.